Molecule: messenger RNA, 2977 nt
Organism: Dromiciops gliroides (monito del monte)
Lineage: Eukaryota; Metazoa; Chordata; Mammalia; Microbiotheria; Microbiotheriidae
Gene: DGAT2
Product: diacylglycerol O-acyltransferase 2
Exons: 8
Coding region: 95-1180 (361 amino acids)
Biological process (GO): triglyceride biosynthetic process
Cellular component (GO): endoplasmic reticulum membrane
Molecular function (GO): diacylglycerol O-acyltransferase activity
Source: RefSeq, a predicted model, not a curated record
CCCCCUCCGGGGGAAGCCCUGGCCUGCGGGCCAGGGGAUGGAGCUGGGGCGCGCGGGGAGGAGGCGGCUGCUUCCCGCGGGCCACUGAGCGGCCAUGAAGACCCUCAUCGCCGCCUACUCUGGAGUCCUGCGAGGCACUGGCUCUAGCAUCCUCUCUGCACUGCAGGACCUGUUCUCCAUCCCCUGGCUAAAUAAAUCUAAGGUCGAGAAACAGCUUCAGGUCAUCUCUGUGCUACAAUGGGUCCUUUCCUUCCUCGUCUUGGGAAUUGCAUGCAGCCUCAUCUUCAUGUACAUAUUCUGCACAGACUGUUGGCUGAUUUCAGUACUGUAUUUCACAUGGCUGGUCUUUGACUGGAACACCCCAAAAAAAGGUGGCAGGAGAUCAAAGUGGGUGAGAAAUUGGGCUGUGUGGCGGUAUUUCCGAGAUUAUUUUCCCAUCCGGCUGGUGAAGACUCACAACUUGCUGACAACCCGGAAUUAUAUCUUUGGGUAUCAUCCCCAUGGUAUCAUGGGCCUGGGGGCCUUCUGCAACUUCAGCACCGAGGCCACAGAGGUUGGAAAGAAAUUCCCUGGGAUCCGACCUUAUCUGGCAACUUUAGCUGGGAACUUCAGGGUCCCUGUGUUAAGAGAAUACUUAAUGUCGGGAGGUAUCUGCCCUGUCAACCGUGACACCAUUGACUAUCUGCUUUCCAAGAAUGGGAGUGGCAAUGCUAUCAUCAUCGUGGUGGGGGGUGCUGCCGAGUCCCUGAAUUCCACACCAGGAAAGAAUGCCGUCACUCUGAAGAACCGGAAGGGCUUUGUGAAGCUGGCCCUGAGGCACGGGGCUGACUUGGUUCCCAUCUAUUCCUUUGGGGAAAAUGAAGUUUACAAGCAAAUAAUAUUUGAAGAAGGUUCAUGGGGCCGCUGGGUCCAGAAGAAGUUCCAGAAAUACAUUGGCUUUGCCCCUUGCCUUUUCCAUGGUCGGGGCUUCUUCUCCUCCAACACUUGGGGCCUAGUGCCAUACUCUAAGCCCAUCACCACGGUUGUGGGUGAGCCUAUCACCAUCCCCAAACUUGAGCAUCCAAGCCAGAAGGACAUCGAUCUAUAUCAUGGCAUGUACAUGGAGUCCCUGGUGAAACUCUUUGACAAGCACAAAACUAAGUUUGGUCUUCCUGAGACAGAAGUUCUGGAAGUGAACUGAGUGGACUGGGCUGGUGGUGGGCAGCCAGCGGCCUCCCCCUCGGGGGAAGAGUCAGCCUCAAAUCAUUUUUCUACCAAGUUCUCAAGUGCUUUUUCUUCUGUAAAUUUGGAAGCCUCAUGGGUGUCUGUGGGUUAUUUUAAAGAAAAUUAUAAUAACAAAAUAAUAAUUUUGUUAAAAUAUUACAAUGUUAGGUCUUUUUUAAGGAAAAAAGUGAAUGUAUCCAAACUCUCUUGCUUCUAGUACAUCCCACUCUGGACUGAUUUUUUUCUUGCCUUCUCCCCAUAUUUCUCAACCUGAUCCCUCCUUCCAUCAUCAAAAACCAAAAAAAAAGUUACUUUCUUAUUUAAUUAUGAAGAGGAGACCAAGACUGUAUAGGAAAGCAUCCUGCCUGGAUAUGAAAUUAGAGGAAUCUGGAUUCAAAUCCAAACUCUGCAGUUUGCUUCCUGUCUUAUCUUGGGCAAGUCUCUUGUUGCCCAAGGUCAACUUCCUCGUCUUUUAUAAUGGAGGGGUUAGAACAGAUGAGCUCCAGCAUCCUUCCUAGUUUGAGGAUCCCAUAACCCUAAAAAGCUUCACCCUAGACUCUAAAGAAACAGUUUCUCCAUCCCACCACAUUCGUUGUGCCCCACCCCCAUCCCUAGUGUAGUCACACUAAUGUGCACUUGUCCCCAACCACAUGAUAGUCCAUCACUUUCCUAAAGCACGGAAAGUGAUGGCCCUCUAGUACAGUCCAGCUGCUACUGACCCUGACCUAUACUGAACAAGUUGGGUGGACCUUUGUGUGAUUUCAUUAGAACUAUCUGCCCAAGCUAGAGAUGGUGGCAUGUAGGAGAAGUUACUGGUAUUUUAUCUCCCCUUGUUGGUUUGGGGGAGUGGGACUGGAUGGUCUUGAAAACUACCUUCUACUUUUUGAGAUUUUUUGCAUAGCCAACACCUUCCCUCCUUCCCCAACUCUCUCCCACACUUAGACUGUUGUAAACAUACCCCUUGAUGCUGUCCCCUCUCCCAUCCCCUGUUCCCCUUUGUUAAAUACUUCUCUUUCAACUCUGAAUGUCACAGGAAACCAGGCCUGGCAUGAAAUGCUCCUAACUUACUGUCUGGGUAAGCCCGGCCUUGUCAUUCCACAGAUUUAGGCCUCAGUUUUCACCUCAGUAAGCAGAGGAUAGGGACAGAAAUCCAAUAUUGGGGCUCGUGAGCUCCUUGGCCAGGGAAAUGUAGGUCAGCUCCCAUGAUAGGAGAAUAACCUGUGUGGCCUGCAUGAAAAGGUCCGGAGAGGAAAUUGAAGAUGUGGAUGAGGCUCCAUGGAGAAUCACUCCAUGGGCCCAAACCAUGCCUUUGAGAACAGCUAGUUUACACAGGGAUAGGCCCCUCUCCCAUUUUAGGGUCUGAAGGAAAAGGUGGCCUCCAUCAGGGAGCGUUCCCUCCAUUCAGGGCCUGACAAGCAGUACCAUUCACCUGAAGACCAAGUGCCAGGGGUGACCCCAAACCUCAUAUCUGUGUCCUAUGCUAUAUGUGUGAUCUUGGGCAAGUCACCUCCUUUCCUUGGGCCUCAUUUUCCUGUGCUAAGAUGAGGACUAAGGACUGUUUAAUCUCGUAAGUUCUCUUCCAGCAUCAAUCCCUAUGAUCCUCUCAUCUAUGUGCCUUUGCAGAGCGGGGGACCAGAGAUGCCUUCUCACAUCCCAGCACCUUAUGGCCAAAUGAGCCUGUAUGUAUAUGUUCUCUCUUCAUAUUUCUCAGAUCAUUGUACCAUAUUGAAACGUUUUGUAUAAAUUUAUAGAAAUAAACUUUGGUUGGGACUAG